Molecule: messenger RNA, 3471 nt
Organism: Closterium sp. Yama58-4
Lineage: Eukaryota; Viridiplantae; Streptophyta; Zygnematophyceae; Desmidiales; Closteriaceae
Source: the annotation of a GenBank genome assembly
AUGGAAGGCUUGUCUGCGGGUCAAGGCAAAGAUGGUUCAUCUGACCCGAGGCAUACAGACGGGCGAAACCUGUGGCUGGAUAAGGAUUUCGUCCGCCCGCCCGGCGGCCGGUGGCUGGGGAGUUCGGGCAGCGGCGGGCUCCGUGAUUGGCUGAGUAUUUUCCAGUUCCUGCCCGAGUGCCGUAACACAGCGGUCAUCGUUCCGCCCCUGCCGGUCUUCAAGAGAGCUCAAGCCAUCAUCCGGUCCCUCUUUGGGGCCGAAAGGGUGGAUGCUGGUGCUGGUGCUGGUGCUGGUGCUGGUGCUGGUGCUGGUGCAUCUGGUAUGGUUGAUUCUGUGGAAUCCGGGACACGUCGUUUUGGUAGUGACGCAUCGACAGGGGAGGCUGGAGCAGGGGAGGGUAAAGCAGGGAGAGCUGAAGCAUCGACUGAUGCUGACCUGCCUGUCCCGGCGGACCUGCCGGCGUUCCUGGCGGUGCACUGGCGGCGUGGCGACUUCCUGGAGUUCUGCGCGCGCUCCGGGCCGCCCGGCUUCUGCUUCUACUCGCCCGUGCAGGCCGCGCAGUGCGCUGCUGACGUGGCGCGCCGCAACGGGCUCGUGAACGUCUAUGUGGCGACGGAUGCUGAUGACAAGGAGUUCCAAGAGUUUCGAGAGACAUUGGGUCCAGAGUUCACUGUGGCGAGGCUCCCCUCUUCCCCAUCCCCUCUAUUGCCGGACCCACAUCAAGACCCUCUUUUGGGGCUUAGGCAAGGGGCUUUCCUCAAUGAUGCAGCAAGCCUGCUGUACACCAUAUUAGACAAGGUUAUAUGUGUUUAUUCUACUGUGUUUCUAGCCACACCAUCCUCUACACUCUCAAAUGACGUCGCUCGGAUGAGGGAGGGGCUUGGCAUUCCUGCUGCAAUCGCUGCUGCUUCAGCUGUUGGAGCGGAGGAGGAAGCAGUGGGGGAGAGUGCAGAGGUGAGAAAGGGGGUUGAAUUUGGAGAGAGUGCUGGAGUAGAGGAGGGGAGGGAUGGGGCUCUGUUCUUCCGGUCCCUCACUGUCCUCCUCGUCCUCUCCCUCUCCUUCCUCCUCGUUUUCCUCUCCACGCUUUUCCUGCAACCCGCCUCGUUCCUUUCCUCGGAUACUGUGGACUUAUCCAUCGGAUCCACCAAUGAGCUGCUGCCAGGUCAGACCCAGAAUGCCUCCCCUUGGGUUCAGGCAUCAGACUCACCUUCGACUACCAGUCAAAAGCACAAUGCAGCGGACCUCGAACCUGGUUACGACCCUGGUUCCGACCCUGAGUCCGAUCUGAACCAUCACGGCCCGGAUACAGUAGUAGCAGAUGGGCACGCGCCAGGGGAAAAAGGCUCUUUGGGAUCUGAGGAGGAGAGGGGGUCGCUGAGCAGUGGCGAGGGUGGGACGUGGCAUGGCAAGCUGGUGUGGACGCCACAGCCCGACAGGUUCCUACUCGCCAUCUGCCUGCGCGGUCAGGUGAACAACCGCAUUGGCUGUCUCUACCGCCACCUCAUCCUUGCAGCCCUGCUCAACCGCACACUGCUCGUGCCUCCCGUGCUGCUCUCCACCUCCCUCUCCUACUGCAAGCACGGCGUCUCCGGCUCCCCCUGCCCCUCCAUCCCACUCCCCCUCAUCUGGGACCUGAAUCACACGCGCACGUGUCUGGGCGGCGACACUGUCCUGCGCACGGACGAGUUUGCCGCCCGGUUCAGCCGCCCGCUGGAGGUGCAUCACAUGCGGUGCUGGCAUGGGCCGGGGGCGACGUGUCCGAAUGGAAAUCCUGGGCUGCUCAAGAAUUGCUUGGUGAAUGACACGGCACAGGGGGGUGGGGGAAGGAGGAGGCUUGGGGCUGUGUCUGGGAUGAGAAAGCUGUUUCGAGUGGGAGUGGGAGUGGGAACGGCGGCGGCUGAUACUGCCGAUGCUGUGAGAGGGUGGUUUGGAGGGGGAUCGAUGACGUGGGUGAGAGGGAGCAGGAGAAGGAAGCUGCAGCAGCAGCAGCAGACCCUGCAAGGCACUCCCUCCCCCAACCGCUCUCCACCCCUCUACACAGUCCAGUCUUUUGCCGACUCGCCCAUCCAAACAUACGCGGCCCAUCUGCACCUGCUGCCCCACCAGCUCUCCCCAGACGUGCACAUCAGCGCCAACGCCACGGCGUCAGCAGUGUGCUUCCCCCGCUUCGUGCAUGUGCGCGACAUACUCCGCGCCUAUGCUCCGCUCUCUGCCUCUGUGCCCGUUCUCGCGGUCGGGGACCUGGUGUUCACCGCCUUCCUCGGCCUCUCAGACAGGUACGAGCCCUUCAAGGAGCGUCUGUUUCGGUACAAACGGUGGCGCGAGCGCAAGGAAGCUUCACAGGAAAGAGAGGGCACCUCGACGGGCGAUUUCAAUGGCAUGGUGGCGAGCAGCAGCAGCCAGGUGAUUCUGGAAUCGGACUUUCUUGGGCCGGCAGGGGGGCGGUGGCUUGGCAGUGCAGGAAAGGGGGGUCUGAGAGAGUGGAGGAGCGUGUUCCACUUCCUGCCUGGCUGCCCGGUGCCCGUGCCCAUUCUGCCCCCCAAGGAGGUUAUUGAGGAUGGUAGGCGGCUUGCCCAAGCCCUGUUUGAUGGUGGUGAGAGGGAUGCCGGAGGUAGCAGUAAAGGUGGCGGAGGCAGCAGCAGUGAUGGCAAUUUAACAAACGAUACACUUGCAGCAGGGGAAAAUCUUCCAGCAGGGGAAAAUCUUCCAGCAGGGGAAAAUCUUCCAGCCGGGGAAAAUCUUCCAGCAGUUUUACCCGCAGCUGCAGGCGGUGCAUCGGAGGGCGGGGAAGGGGGUUACCUGGCGGUGCACUGGCGACGCAGCGACUUCAAGGACUACUGCGUGUGGUCGGGGCCUCCUGGCUUCUGCUUCUACUCCGCGGAACAGGCUGGCAAGUGUGCUGCUGACGUGGCACAGCGCAACGGGCUGAGGAAUAUUUAUGUUGCUUCUGACGCCAAUGUGGAGCAGUUUGAAGAGUUUCAGAAGGCAGCAGGCCCUGCCUUCAAGGUCAUUCGCUACCCAGACAACCCAUCAGCCUUCCUCACAACCCUCACUUCAGAGCCUCUCAUUUCCAGCCUCCCUGCCUCCAUAGAUCGAGAGGAAGCUUCCCUGCUCCUGCACAUGCUCCUUGACAAGCUCAUCUGUGUACGCUCUACAGUGUUCCUCGCUACCAUGUCGUCGACUCUAUCCAACGACGUCGCUAGAAUGCGCGAGGGGUUUGGCGUGCCAGCAGCCUUAGCAGCUGCUGCAGAUCCUGGUGCUGGCACUGCAAGGAAAAUGGUUGCUCCCCUUGAUGCACCGGAUGGUGUUGGGUUGGAAUUUGUGGUGAGCUUGGGUGUAGAGGAACUGAGAGAUGGUGGGCUGUGUGAAGGGGAGAAAGUAUGGCAACCCCUUGAAGGGUUGUUUGGGUGGAUGAAGGACAUGAAAGCCAAGAGAAUGGUCGAGCAUUCAGCAGGAGAGUGGAGAAGAUGA